AAGGAAGAGAGAGGGAGGAAACUAUCAGGGAAGGAAGAGAGAGGGAGGAAACUAUCAGGGAAGGAAGGAAAGGAAAAGAGAGGGAAUAGAAGAAACAGACAUUGCGAGAUAAAACAAAGAGAGAAGAGAAGAACCGUGGAGACAGAGAGAGUGAGACCAGGGAGGACGACAGAGAGAGAGACCAGGGAGGACGACAGAGAAAGAGAGCGACCAGGGAGGACGACAGAGAGAGGGGGAGAGAGAGCGCAAGGGAGUUGAGUUGAGACAGGUGGUGCUUUUUCAUCCAAGCCGCUGUGAAAAGAGGGGCGGCUAUUGGCUACAAUUGUGCCAACAACUCGCAGCAUCAAGGACAACUUUUUCCCUCGUAAGGCUACAGUGGGUUUUUUUUUUGCGCUACUUCUUACUCACGCACUCAGCCUUUUUAACAGAACAGGCUAAGUAUAAAGGACUAUACAAAUAGUGGACACGUUUUGUUUUCAAUGUAACACUCAACAGAAAACAGGCAAGAGAUUAAACUGCCAACCUUCGACUGGUAACAUUUUUUUUUACGCAUGAGCAUCCCUCUGAAAGAAGGUAUACAAAUGCUCUCCGUCCAGCCGGACACCAAGCCAAAGGGCUGUGCCGGCUGCAACCGGAAGAUUAAGGACCGAUAUCUGCUCAAGGCCCUGGAUAAAUACUGGCACGAGGACUGUCUCAAGUGUGCCUGCUGUGACUGCAGGCUGGGAGAGGUGGGCUCCACGCUCUAUACCAAAGCCAACCUCAUCCUCUGUCGGAGAGAUUACCUACGGUUGUUUGGGGUAACAGGGAACUGUGCGGCCUGCAGUAAGCUGAUCCCAGCCUUUGAGAUGGUGAUGAGAGCUAAAGAGAACGUCUAUCACCUGGACUGCUUCGCCUGUCAGCUCUGUAAUCAGAGGUUUUGUGUGGGAGAUAAGUUCUUCCUGAAGAACAAUAUGAUCCUGUGUCAGACGGACUACGAGGAGGGGCUGAUGAAGGAGGGAUACGCCCCGCAGGUUCGCUGACUACAGAUGAAGAGUAGAGAGAGAGAGAGAAGGGGGGGGGUGAUGGGAUUGAGGAGAGCAGAGAGAGACUGAAGGGAGGAG
This is a messenger RNA of Oncorhynchus mykiss (rainbow trout), 1100 nucleotides long. NCBI's taxonomy places the organism in Eukaryota, Metazoa, Chordata, Actinopteri, Salmoniformes, Salmonidae. The record is from RefSeq and is a predicted model, not a curated record.